Elephantulus edwardii (Cape elephant shrew) is the source of this 1023-nucleotide messenger RNA. It is a transcript of the gene SETD9, whose product is annotated as SET domain containing 9. The transcript is spliced from 6 exons. The record is from RefSeq and is a predicted model, not a curated record. The coding region runs from base 115 to 1023 and encodes 302 amino acids. NCBI's taxonomy places the organism in Eukaryota, Metazoa, Chordata, Mammalia, Macroscelidea, Macroscelididae. Gene Ontology annotation, molecular function: protein binding.
GGGGACCUGGGGAAGGCGGUCCAGCGCGGCCACGGCUCCUCCCCGGCCGGGGCGGGACCAAGAACGCAGCCAGUCACUCCCGCGCCUUCCUCGUCGCGGCAGCGCGGGGCAGCCAUGCCCGCCCGUCUGCUGCGGGACCUGUGGCAGCGGUGGCGCCGUUACAAGUACCGCUUCGUACCCUGGAUCGCCCUGAACCUUAGCCAUAACCCCAGGACCCUCCGUUAUGUUCCAGAAGAAUCCAAAGACAAAAUUUUACCAGAUGAAGAGGUCCUAGGACCAUUACUGAAACUUUUCCGGGCUCUAUUCUUAAAUGAUUUCGAUAGACAUUCAGAUAUCUUGGCUGUGCUUCCAGAACCUGUUAAAAAGAAAUAUCAAGAUCUACUGGCCGUUCAGCAGCAAAGAGUGAAACUACUUGAUAACAGACUUCGACAGCAACAACAGCAACGUAUUUUUAAACCAGAGGAAGUUCUUUAUAAGACAUUGGGUUUCAGUAUUGCCAGAGCAACUAGUUCAUUGAUUUCUGCUGGAAAAGGUGUCUUCGUUACUAAAGGAUUUGUACCAAAAGGCACUGUUGUGUCUAUGUAUCCUGGUACAGUUUAUCAGAACUAUGAGCCAGUCUUUUUCCAGUCCAUUGGAAAUCCAUUUAUUUUUAGAUGCCUGGAUGGAGUACUCGUUGAUGGAAAUGACAAAGGAAUAUCAAAAGUAGUGUACAGAUCUUGCAAUGGCAGGGACCGACUUGGUCCUUUAAAAAUGAGUGACAGUACAUGGCUGACUUCAGAAAUGUCCAAUCCACUGGCCAUUGGACAGUAUGUUAACAAUUGUUCAAAUGACAAAGCAGCUAAUGUCUGUUAUCAGGAAUUUGAUGUGCCUGCAGUUUUUCCUGUGGAACUGAUGCAGUAUCUUCCAAACGUUGCCUAUAGCUCCAACAAACAAAGCCCACUUCGAUGUGUUGUUCUUGUUGCUCUCAGGGACAUAAAGCAAGGAGAAGAGCUCUUUUCAAAUUACUACACAAUUGUCAGCUAA